This is a messenger RNA of Passer domesticus (house sparrow), 8996 nucleotides long. It is a transcript of the gene GDF7, whose product is annotated as growth differentiation factor 7. The transcript is spliced from 2 exons. The coding region runs from base 33 to 1283 and encodes 416 amino acids. Gene Ontology annotation, biological process: BMP signaling pathway. Lineage: Eukaryota; Metazoa; Chordata; Aves; Passeriformes; Passeridae. The record is from RefSeq and is a predicted model, not a curated record. Gene Ontology annotation, cellular component: extracellular region. Gene Ontology annotation, molecular function: cytokine activity; growth factor activity.
AGCAGCUCCGCGCCGAGCCCCGGGCCGCCGCCAUGCGCCUCCGCGCCGCCGCCGCCGCCCUCUGCCUCUGCCUGCUGGGCGCCUGCCGCCUUCGCCGCGGGCUGGAGGCCGCCGCCGUGCGCGGCCCGUCGGCGGCCGCUCCCCAGCGACCCUCGGCAGCCGCGCCUUCCUCCGCCUCCUCCUCCUCCGCCGCCGCCGCCUCCCCCUUCUCCUCCCCGCCGCGGAGGGACGGGGCUCUCCGCAACGGCACGGUGGUGCCGCAUCAUUACAUGGUGGCCCUGUACCAGCGCCUGGCCGCCCGGCGCGCCCCCGGCCGCCGCGCCGACACCGUGACGGGCUUCGCGGAGCGGGCGCGCAGCGAUGCCUCCCCAUCCGCCUCGGAGCAGCGGUACCUCUUUGACAUCUCCAGCCUGCCUGAGGCAGAGGAGGUGACGGGCGCGGAGCUGCGGAUCCUGCGCUCCCUCCCUGAGAACCGGAGCUUGGCCCUGUCCCCCGAAGGCACCUUCCACCACCUCCUCCUUGCCACCUGCCCCGGCCGGGACGGCGAGGAGCCCCGGCUGCUGGACUCCAGGGCCGCGGACAUUUUGGACGCGGGCUCCUCCAGAUGGGAGGUGUUUGAUGUCUGGGAGGCCUUGCGGGAUCAGAGGGAGAGGUCUCUCUCGGGAAAGCUGCUGUGCUUCCUGCUGAGGAUCGUCUCGGAUCAGUCGGGGCAGCUCCUGCCCCCCCGGCAGCUGGGCUUCGCCAAGCCCCGGCCGCAGCCCCACGAGCGAGCCCUGCUCGUGGCCUUCUCCCGCACCCAGAGGAAGGAGAACCUCUUCAAGGAGAUCCGGGAUAAGAUCAAGGCCCUGGGCAGCCCCCCCUCCCUGGAGUCCCCCGAUCCCGGGCAGGAGGCGUUCCUGAAGCGGAGGAAGAGGAGGACCACCCUUGCCGCCCGGUCUGGGGGCAGAGGCCAUGGGAAGAAGGCGAAGACUCGCUGCAGCAGGAAGCCCCUGCACGUGAACUUCAAGGAGCUGGGCUGGGAUGACUGGAUAAUCGCCCCCCUGGAUUACGAGGCCUACCACUGCGAGGGGGUCUGCGAUUUCCCGCUGCGCUCCCACCUGGAGCCCACCAACCAUGCCAUAAUCCAGACCCUGAUGAACUCCAUGGACCCCGAGUCCACCCCCCCGAGCUGCUGCGUGCCCUCCAAGCUCAGCCCCAUCAGCAUCCUCUAUAUCGACUCUGGGAACAAUGUGGUUUACAAACAGUAUGAGGACAUGGUCGUGGAGACGUGUGGCUGCAGGUAGCAAUUUCUGCAGCUCUCCCUAUCCCUCCUGGCCUUGCUCAGCAGCCCUGCCCAUUUUAUAUAUAUAUAUAUAUAUAAAUAUAAAUAUAUAUAUAUAUAAAAUAUAUAGAUAUAGAUGUAUACACACAUACACAUUUUGGUGUGUGCCUUUCCAAAAGCCAAGCUCAGAGCAGGUGUCCCCUGUCUCCUCUGGGCCACCCUGACCCCAGGAGGGAUGGGGGGUGCCCCUCUGAGACUGAGGCUGCCACCAUCUCUGUGCCUUGGGAAUGUCUCCUCAGCCUCUGAGCUCUGCCUGAUACACUUGGUUUGCCUAAGUGGAGCUGACAACUUCUUUCCCAGAGGUUUUGGAAAAUGUCGAGCCAAAAUUGUCUUGGUCAGAAUGAUGACCUGGGGUGGGGGGAGGUGGAGUGGGGUCUGCAGCAGAGGGAUCAGGUCAGCAUCACCCUCUGGCUGUGGCAGUGGGAUGGAGGUGAGGAAGGAAUGCUCUUUUCUUUGAGUUAAAGGAGUUUUUCUGUCAGUCUUCAAAUUACUGCCCUGAGUUUCUUAGUGGAAAAAUAAGGGAUCCCUGGGGGAAGGCAGGGGGGGAGAACCUGUGGCUGGCGUGGGUUGUAAUCACUUGGUCCAGGCCUGUUUGCAGUGGGGAGAGGUUUGUGAGUCUGCUGGCAGAGACAGGAAAGAAGGAGAAUCAGAGGCUAAAAGAGUCAGGUCUGGAACAGAGCUUGUGCUCUUAGAAAGAUGGGAGUGGCCCUGGGAGGCUUCAGCUGGAGAUGCCUCCGCUCCACAUGGUCAGAAGCGCUGGCUUUGUUGUCUGUGUCUUGCAGGAGGUACUGGUGGGAGAGUCCCCUCCCUUUGCUGCACAAAACUCUGUUUCAAGGAAUACUGGGAACCCAGCAUCAGGCCUGCAAGUCACACAGCUAUCCUGAACAUGUCUGGAGAGAAACAAAGGUCCCAAGUUCCCUAGGGAAGAGCCAUUUCACUCGGGUUCUUCUCUUUCCAAAUAAUCUCUAUAAAAGCACUAAGCUCCACCCUAUCUUCCUUUGGCAUGGAUUUCCCAGGGAGCUGUGUCCCUCCCUGGAGGGCUGGCUGCUCCCUGCUCCAUUAAGGGAGCUGGAUCCUCCAGGAACAGACCUUUCCCAUGCAGAGGGCUGAGUGCUACCCUCAGGGACUGCUAUAUGAAGUGAGGUGCUUUGACGUGUGCUGAAAGGGCUGCAGGGUUUUAGUAACUCAGGAGCUGAGUAUAAAUUACCUUUAAACCAGAGAAGCUCUUCAUCCAUGUCAGGAUGGAUGCUGGAUCCAUUCUUUGGGUGCUGGCAGGCUUUUCUGCUGCACCUCAGUGGGUUUUGGUACCAAACUUUGGCUUUCUGGGUGGCUUGGCUUAGACCAGAGAUGUAUUUGCACAGAUUUUGUGUUUGAUGGUUUGUUUUUUCUUGUGGCCAGGGUGCUGGUGUGUAAGCAUCAGUGCUUCUUAGCCAUGGUAGUUUGCUUUUGGAGGAGAUAAAUCCCUGCUGGAAAACAUGGGAUUUUUUCCUACGUAAAUCCAGUUGUCCUCCAUGGAAGGAGUGUGGCAUGGGAGGGCUGAGCCUGGCCAGGGCAGAGAGGGGAUUGCCUCAGAGAGCUCUGCUGAGAUCCAAAUGAUUUCAAAGAUCAGAAAAGCCUUGGUGAGGUUCAACAGUCCCUUCCCCCCAAGUGCAUCAGUAGGAAGUAAAUGUGUCCAUUGAAAACAGUGACAAAUCCACUGGGAUAACACCCCCAGCCUCCCUCCAUCCUCUGCUCUGCAUCCUCAGGCUGGGGCAGGUGGCAGCUCAGAGGAUCAGCUGUGGUGCCCAUAAGUCUCAUCUACCCCCUUGGCACUUGCAGAGCUCCUCUGGCUUUACAUCCUUGCAUCCAAAAGGAAAACCCAUCUCCCUGCCUCAGCAUGAAUGUAAAUAUAUGCUAAUGAUGUCUCUGCCUCCAGGGGUCCAGGGGGAUGCUCAGAGAUGGAGGCUGGGGGGAAGAGGAUGGAUCAGGUCCAUGCCAUGGGUUUUCUCCCUGUCAGCAUUUGGGGAGGCUGAGGCUCCUGAGUGCUGAGGAGGGGUCAGCACGAGGGUUUGUGAUUUCCUCUGCCCUUUGGCUUCAGCACAGCUGGCUGGGGAAGGAGGUUGGCACAGCAGUGCUCGAGCUGCCAGAUUCCACAUCAGUUAUAAAGUUACCAAGCUUUGGAAGUACCUAAUUUUUCAAUUGCCUUUGGUUGUUUGAUAGUUUUUCUCACUGCUGAGACAAUUUUUUAAAAUGUUUUUGUUUCCUUUACCCCCUCCCCUUCCUCCAAAUAUUUGUGGUGAAGGUUCAUGGGCAGUUCAAAUCCAAGCAAAAUAUAUACAGCUCCUGGCAGCCCCUGCUGGCUGGUGGCUCUUGUGAGCCUCCACCAAAAAGGUGCCCUGAAACCUGCUCCUGUGGUGCUGUGUCCACGGGGCGGUGAUGCCAGUGACUCCCAGUUCUUGUGGGUAUUUUUUAGCCAGAGUUGCAGGGAACAGACAGCUGUCACCCUCCUCAGGUCUGGAGGUGCUGAUGGAGAGCAGGGUGACAGGUUGGGUCUUGCAGCUCUUCACCCCAAACCCCAUUCUGGGGCAGUGCUUUUGUCCUGAGCCCCAGGAUGGCUUUGCUGGUGCUGGGGACAAAAGCAGUGGCUCAGUUGCUGCAGUUCCAUGGCCUGGGUCACUGGGAUAAACGAGGGGAGGAUUUGGGGGGAGCACAGAGGUCGCUGCUGGCAGCGAUGCUGUCCGUGCUUUCACCCAUUUGGGAACCCAGCCUGGCUCUCCUGGCUCUGGGCACCCCUGAGCAGGAGUGUUUGGUGGGGGAGCAAACUUCAUCCCCCUGAGAGAAGCCCAUCAGUGCUGGGCCUGUGCCAAGUGCCUCCUGUUCCUUUCCUGGGCAAACAACCUCUGGAGGACAAAGGGAGGCAAAGGAUGGAGCUGGAUCCUCUUUCUGCUUCUCUGAGGAGUCAGGGGAGGCAGCUCCCUGCCUGGGGCUGCUCCAGGGGGAUGUGCAUGAGCAGGGCAGGGCUGGAGGAGAGUGGAGCUGGGGGCUUUGGUGGAUAACUGUGCUGCUCCUUGCUCCCAGAGGAGUAUUUCCAGAGUAAAAGCCACCACUGUCCCCUUUAUCCCUGCAUGGCAACUGCAAAGGCUGCCUCUCCAUCCCCAGGCAGAUUUGGAGGUUGCACCAAACAGUGGGAUUAGUCUUGGGCAGCAACCAUCAGAGCCAUUGCAAAUGUGUAGAGUUUUAGGUUAAAUAUUUGGGGAAAAAAGUCAAAGAAAGGGUUGUAAAGCUCUGCCCAAGGAAGCGUAGUCACCAUCCCUGGAAGUGUUCAGAGACUGUGUGGAUAUGGCACUUGAGGAGGCAGUUUAAUGGUGAAUUUGAUGGGGUUGAUGGUAGGACAUGAUCUUUUCCAACCUCAAUGGUUGCACGAUUCUAAAUGGGAGUGGUGGGUGUGGAAUCCUUUCCCAGGCAGGGAGGUUCUCUCAGCUGAGUUGUUGCAGCCCUGCACUGUUGGGGCAACACAGGGAUGUGUCUGUGGAGGACAUGGGGCAGUGAAUCCUGCCUUUGGAGAGAGGCUGGUGGGGACUGGCUGCAGGAUAGUGGUGGCCCAGCCCAGCCCCCAUCCCUGGAGUUGCGUCUCUGAAGAACAUCACGCUCUAAUGCCAAAGGAAAGGCCCAGAAAAAAAGUAUUUCUGAUCAGUUGCCUCCUGCUUGAGCUGAUUUUUGGGCACAUGUAAACUUUAUAAAUAUGAGACUAGAGAUUGAACAUAGACAAAUAUUAAUUCAGCAGUCUCAGAGUGAUUUUAAUGGAUAAUUAUAGGUUCUCAAUCUGCAGUAUUUAUACAACCUUUCCAGUUAAAAAAAACCCAAACAGUUUCCAUGCAGUGCAUAUUCUCCUGGAGGAUUUGUUUGACCUUGAGCACCAUUUUUAUCUGCAGGAUAUAAUUACAGUGAAACUAGAAAUAUUAAGCAUUUUAAAAGGACUGUGUAUCCAUGCUUAACUGGCUCCCUCCUCGCUGACAUGGGAAUGUAAUUGCACAGGAGUAGGGAAGCUUGCAGAGUGAGCUCAUUUGACUUAGAAGCACUGGGAUCUGGGGAAACUUGCCCAUUUGGGACAGGGGCUGAACUGGUGUGUGUGUGUGUGCCUUAUCUGGGGGUUCUCUGAGCUUGUACUGAAGCCACUGCCUUCAGAAACAGUCAGAAGCAAAAUGACUUUAUGCCCUGUUUAACCCUGGUCACCAGGGGUGUUUCUGGCCUAGAAAUACUUCCCAAGAAUUACAGAUUUUAUUAUUUUUUAAAGGAAAAAUUAUUUUUAAUUUUCUUAUAAUAGGGGGCUUUUCUAACCAUGUGUUGCCCCCUUUUUCUUUUUUAAUUUUUUUUUACAUCAUACUUCAAAUCCAAUGAUAGGGAAAUCACUAUCCUCUGGCAGAGAGGAUCCAUAUGGAAAAGGGAUUGAUGUAGCUUCAUCCUGGCACAGCUGCAUUGAUCCCAGUGGCCUCACUUCUGAUCAGCACUGGCAGAUGGAGCCACAUCCUCUUUGCCUGUUGGCUGAUGGUUGGCACACCCAUGAGGAAAAGGCUGCAAAGGCACCAGUUCUGAUUAAAAGCAAACCCCAAGCCUUGAGCCUUCUGCUCAAGUUUGAGUGCCAGUGACUCCUGAGGGUGUUUGCACCCCGUGGGUUUUCACCCAGUCCUUGGCUGCACAGCUCUCACUGACCAGUGAUUUAUCCAUCACACUCCCCUUGCAAAACAAACAGCUCCUUUUGCAGUUUUAAGGAGAAAAACUUGGUGGUAUUUGGGGAGAGUGACCUGUGCUGGCCCCCAUGGAGCAGCAGACACACACACACCCUGCUGCUGGCCGGGAGGAGACAAGACAGGCUGGGGCAUCCCUUGGGAGCCCUGGGAAUCCAGGUCCCAAGGGCUGCAUCUGGGCAAAAGGAGCAGAGCACCUGGGAUGCUGAAGGGCUGCCAUGGCUUUGCUCUCCAGCCUUAACAGGAGUUUUGUCAUGAGCUCCUGCUUGUGGUGAUUUUAUCAACAGCAGUGUUUAUAGUUACAUCAAAACCCACAGAGCCAUGUGAACGUGGCAGAUACAUCAUAAAUACCAGCCCAGCUCAUACUUGUGUUGGGCUAAAACUGCUGGAAAUGCCAUGGUUUCCUGCUGAGCAUGGAAAUCCACGCUGCGUUCUGAAAUCCAAGUGCCUUCUCUUUUGUCUGUGCUGGGGCAGCAGGGCCGUGUGCCAGGGAGGAGAAACCUCUGUGGGGCAAUGGCAGCAGAGCCUGGGCAUUGCACAGGGGCUGUCACCUGCACUGGGGCUGUGUGCCCCACGUCUGUGUGUGACAGGGGAUCAAGGGCUAUCAUGGGCCUGCUUGGGCAGUUCCAUCAAAUCACUUCUUGUGUCCCCUGUGCUGGGUGCAGCUGGGCUUGUGGGCUGAGUUUUUAUCUCUUCACAUCAUGCUCUGGGUAGGUGAGGGGGUGGGAGAACCUGUGUGGGAAGAAGCAAGGUCUUUGAGAGCAGUGUGGCUCUGCUCAUGGCCAGCAGUGGUGUGUGUCCCACUGGCCUCAGAGCAGCUCCCUUGGCAUCAGGGAUCCCUUAUGUGGGGUCAGAAUGGAGAUGCAGGGUGGCAGGAGCAGAGUGUAGCAGUGUCCCCACCGUGGGAGUGUGUUCUCCAUGAAAACACAAUGAAGAAAGGAGCUGGGGAGUGCCUGUUCUGUGGGUGGGGUGCUGCUGAUGGGUGAAUUUGUGUGGGAGGGGGUGAGUUUUUUGUCUUUCCUAUCUUUGAAUUAAUGGCUGGUAAAAGAGUGAGAUGUUCCACCAGGCUGGUGUGUGUGACAAUUCAAUUUUGUCAUAAGCUGGUUUAUGUCUUUCAAGGUAAAACCAGCUGCAUUCAGGCCUUCUAAGCUCUUUGUUCCUAGUACGAGUGUGGUGAGGUACAUAGAGGUGCAAAGAUGUCUCUGAAAAUCACUUACGUCCUACCAGCCAGUGAUCUGGGCCUUCAGAAAAUGACAAAAAAUUUGGAAUUCAUGCUGGUGUAGCCUACUGACCAAGGAACCCAGUCUUAAAGGAUGUUUUGCAUUUUAAAGGAUAUUUUGCAUCUUUGCACCUCAAGACACAAAUAGCCCUGUGUCUCCUUUUCACUUUUACUGACUGCAGUACUCAAACAACCCCUGAAUUUUCCGUGUUGGAGAGGAGCCUGAUAAGGUGGUGGUGGGAAGGAGCACGGGCUGAUGGAUGCACCUUGUUUGACUCUUGGUCAAUGGAUGGAUUAGGGUGGGAAGCUUGGGCAGCAGAGCAUUUGCAUGGAACUGGUAUAAAAAUCUUAAACCAAAGCCUGAUCCAUUCGCAUCCAUUCCAUGGGUGAAACCAGAACUCCACACAUUUUCAAUGUUUUUUCAGCAGGUUUUGCUCUCCAUUUUUCUGUCAUCACCACUUAAUAGUUCAGUCAUACGUUUUUUGAGCUCAUUUUUCUGCUUUGAUACUUGUGCUCAUGCCUUGGGUUUUCAGGACAGGGAGUGUUUUCAGGACUUGCUGUGGUGUUUGGCGGGGGAGGGAAGGCUGAGGCUCAGCAGAGGAGGACGUGGUGCACUCUGUGCCUUGGGGCAGGGGACAGAGAGGGGACAGGUCUGAAGCUGGUGGGACGAGGGGAUCUGCUCACAAUGGGUCACACACUCAAGUGCCUUUCUGAUGCAAGGUGGGGGUGUUUGGGUCUCUCCUCCCCUUCUCUUUGCCACAAUGUCAACCUGUGCUGGUGGCACCUGGUCUCCAUCACCAGAGGAAUGAGACCCAGAGGCUGGGCCAAGCCUGGCCUCCCUGGGAACUGUGACAUUGGUCCCAGUUUUUGGGAAGAUGGCAGCGUUCCCUGUGGUGUUUCCUUCAUUUCCUCCAUCCUGCCUUGGUGACGAGAGGGGAGGAGAACAGUAGGGAAUAAACAGGAGGCAAAGUUUAGGGCUGUUUUGCUCCCAUGCUGGCCAUCCCAGGGAGCUGUGUGCCAGGAACUGCUGAGCACCAAGGGGCUCCCAGGAGCUCAGCCAGCAGCAGCAGUGUGAAACAGCAUCCACAGGCCAGGAAAAGGGAUGGUCACACAGGGAGGGGCCAAGUUUUUCUCCUUGAAGGUGCCAGAGUUAAGUUUCUAUGUAGGAAGUGAUCAGCUGGGAUGGAGCGUUUUGUAGGAGCAGCUCAUCCUGUCCUUGCCCAGGGUGAUCAUCCUGCUUGCAUCCAUCCCACCUGUUGUGAGUGAUGAACCUUUUAAAGAAAGGUCUGAGAUGCUGAAGGUCCAGAGCUCCCACACUUCAGCUUCAGUGCCUUUGCAGUGGAGCUCCCACAGCCUGAGCAGCAGUCAGGGGCUGUGCCCACCUGCAGUCACCAGCUCUGUCUUGCUCUGCAGCUCCCACUGGAAAAGCUGGUGGAGAUGCUGCUCAAAGGAAAUGGACACUCCUCUGUGCAGCACAGACCUGCUCUGCUCCUGGUGCUCCCUGUCCCAGAUGGAGAGGGAGCAAUGUUAAUCCCAGUUUGCCCAGUCCCUUUGCAUCCCAUCACUUGUGUGCUCUGUUUCUGGAGUCAAGUCAACAUUUUCUGGAGUUCCUCUGACAAAAUGAGCCUCUCUGCUGGUCAGUCGUGGUUUUAUUUAUAUGUUCUUUUCAUUGAUUAGAAAGGAAAAUAUAAAAAAAUUAAAAGUUUCGAAUAGCUGUAUUUCUAGUAGUUAU